AUUCGUAAUCAUAUAUUUACAUACAAUAAGAUUUGUAUCCAAGUCAAAUAAUUAUAUCGAGAAAAAAGAUAUGAUAGGAAAUCUUGCUGCCAAACUACGAUUACUUUUGCCAGAUAAAACAGUAACAGCCGAACAAUGGAAACUUUUGGGUCAAGAAAAAGAUGGAUCUUUGCUUAUUUGUUGGCUGGAAGAAAAAUUAUUACAAGACGAUACAGUUUUGCAAUAUACUGUUGUAGGCCAUUACGACCGGAUUAAAAAUAAAUUACAGAUCCUACAUCGUUUUCAAAUGAUAUUGAAUAUUGUUCAAGCUACAGUUAAUCAAAGCUGUUCUCUACUUGGCUAUGUGACUAAGCAAAAUUCGACUAUCGAAAAACUACUUGUAGAAUCUACUGAAGAAAAUAAUUCUAAAGUAGAAGAGUCAACUGUAAAUGUAGAAACUUAUCAAGCGUAUAUAAUGAAACUUGACACAGAAAAACUCUACGAUUUAGAAAUUGAAAGAUCCAAACAAGUGCGUAUUCAAUUCUUAUACAGAGAGAAAUUACAAUCUACGACAGAUAAAUUUUUAUUAUUACUUCAUCAAGAAUGUGUCAUGAUAUAUACUGUUGUAUUUGAUACAUCAGCAGAAACUUUAUGGGAAAUACAAGAAUUGAAACACGAGGAAUUAGUCAAAGAAUUUGUUUGGGCUCAAUGGGAUAUGACAAAUCAAGUCUUAUAUCAUAUUCAUCAUAGAAGAAUUCCUACGAGUUUAGUGAGCGAAGAUAACGAUGAAAAUAAUAUGAAAUCGACUCGUUCUAAUCCAACGCUGAGUGGACUGCAAUUUCAUGAUGAUCUGCCACAUGAAACAGUGAUAAAUAUUCCUUUAAACUUACCUCAAUUAUCAACUACUUCCAAUUGUGGGACUUACGAAGAUGACGUUAUACCUUUGAGAGUUCAUGAUUGUUCUUUAGACCUUAUUGUAGUAUCAGAUUCCAAAGGAAUGGUCUGUGUUUGUCAUCAUUAUUUAUAUAGACCAAUGAAAACACAACAUGUACUUGGUUCUUUAAAUGAAUCUAAUACUGUACACUUUGCAUAUUCAGUAACACUUCUUCAUCACAGUUGUGUCAUUCAUUGCGUUAUACCAGGCAUACCAUGGUCACGAGCUAAACUCAUAAGACCAACCUUUGCAAUAUAUCAAAAUCAUUAUAUGAUUGUAUUCGUGCAAGGUUUACUUAUACAUCUUCUUGAAAUAGGACUCAAUCAUGAUCCGUGUUGUCAUAUAUUAUGUGGUUCUUCAACACCUGUUGUAUCGCAGCAUGCUUCUUAUUUAGUACCACUACUUGAUCUACAAAAUAUGGAAGAAGGAAAUCAUAAGAAGCAAGAAUCAUCAUCUAGUCUUCAUCAUAAUAUUGCAGAAAAUAAAAUUGGCUACUUAGAUGGAAGUAGUAUAUUUUGUAAUUCCGGUUCCAAGAUCUUAACCAUCGAUUUACCUACAUUAGAUCUUGUAGAAUUAUCUAUUUCUAGUGAUUUUCUUGUGGACAUUUUUCGUAAAGAAAGUUCUGUCGAAGUACGCUUAGGAAUUUUGCAUUACUUCAUUUGCCAUAAAAAUGAUAUGGAAAUGAUUGCUGAAUUAGUAUCCAUCGUGGCAGAAAAACCACGAUUAUUGGAGAUCGUACGAUACAUGCAAGAAAUUCUCAUUGGCGGAUCGUAUACACUCGUACAAAAGAAUUUACUUGCAGAUGCUAUGCCUUUGUUAACGUUAUUACCUGUUACUACUAUGGAAGAGUACAUGAGUUUUGAAAUAAAAGUCAAUGAUUUAAAUAUAACGUUGAGCCAUGAAAAAUUAUGGAAUACAUCGGUUAUGUUACUUUCACCGCAACAAAGAUUAGUUCCUUAUCAGAGUGAUUUGUGGACUAGACUUUGGGAACAAUUAAAUAAAAAUAUUAAAAUUAAAGAUAAGCCAAGAUUUCAGCCGAGCAAAAUUGCGGAGAAAUUGUUAGUCUCGUUGGCGUGUUAUCAACCAGAGGCAUUGUCCAGAUGCAGUACUCCUAUGUCUCCAAGUGGAGGAUUUGUUAUGGCUACAGUUGCUCUUGGAGAUUUAUUAGGUAAUCGUAGCAACAAGUUAUUGGAUUCCAGUUUACCAUUUACAGAAAGUGAAAGUUGCACUGCUUCGAAACAAGAACAUAUCGUCUCUGUUAAUUUACGCGAGCUUUCAAUGUAUCUUUUGAAGAAUGGUGUACAGUCAUCUACGUCGUCUCAUAUUCAGGGUUCUUCGUGCACAGCUUUACAAGUUCAUGCAAUGGCCACGAGAUACGUAGCUGCACAAUUAGAAACAUCACGUAUUUUGUGUCACAUGCUUUGUCGAGCUGCUAACGUUGAUUUACGAAUUGAACAAGAACGCGGUUUUAUGCUUAUUGAUCAAUUAGAUAAUGGAAAACGAUGGUUAUUAUUUAUGCUAUUGGAGCGUUACAGAUAUGCGUUAGAAAAUAUAGCAUAUCCUGCUCCCCAAGGAUUCACUUCCUUUUUUACAUAUCUUGGAUAUAAAACUUUAAAUUAUUCUAUGUUUGUACAAUAUGUUCAGAGAGCAGUAUUUGAACUUCAAGUAGAUGUUACCAAAAUUAUUAUGGCAGAUAUAAGUGAUACAAAAGAAAAUACUAUUAAAAAAUUGGCUCUACUAUCCUUGCUACCACGAUCUCGAGCAAAAAGACUUUUAAAUCAAUGGUUACAUCCAGUCAGUUUUAUGCUAAGAGCUCGCGAACAUGCAGCUAAUAUUUUAUCCGGUGAAGUAGCACAAAAUCGUGCAAGAUCUUUCCAACAUCGUAAUAAUCAUAAUGGUUUAGCUGCAUUUCCUUCAGCCGAUCGUUUAUCACCUUUAGAUACAUUUCUUGAUUUACUUACUGCUAAAGCUAGUCUUGCCGAAUUAGAUUUUGGUUUGCUUAUGGAAGCAACGGUAACAUCCACCGAAGAUUUUUUAUAAUUAAUAAUCAAUGGAUAAUAAUGCAUUUGUAUUACCAUCAUUAUUUAAAGAAAAAUGUUGUUUAAUCGUA
This is a messenger RNA of Polistes dominula (European paper wasp), 3023 nucleotides long. It is a transcript of the gene pigeon, whose product is annotated as gamma-secretase activating protein pigeon. Gene Ontology annotation, cellular component: trans-Golgi network. Gene Ontology annotation, biological process: positive regulation of amyloid-beta formation. The record is from RefSeq and is a predicted model, not a curated record. NCBI's taxonomy places the organism in Eukaryota, Metazoa, Arthropoda, Insecta, Hymenoptera, Vespidae.